Molecule: messenger RNA, 854 nt
Organism: Cylas formicarius (sweet potato weevil)
Lineage: Eukaryota; Metazoa; Arthropoda; Insecta; Coleoptera; Brentidae
Exons: 5
Coding region: 64-801 (245 amino acids)
Source: RefSeq, a predicted model, not a curated record
CCAACGCAGUGAGGAGGAGCACUUAGUUCCGAUCCAAGUUCGUUCACAAGCCAUAUAGCAAACAUGAAGUUAGUUUUAUUGAUUGGGUUGGUCGGCCUAGUUGGUUUCGGUGCCGAAGCUAGCGUCGUACCACCCAGUGGCAGAAUUAACGAGGAUGUAGUGCGUUGGUUCAUUGGUUGCGCCAACAAGUCUAUGAUUGACGGUCUUCCGGAUAUCGGCGUCCCGCAACACAACCCUCUCCACUUGAGGAACCUCUCGUUUCCUCUCGACCUAGGACUCGUUCAAUUCGAAAACAACUUAACCAAUGUAAUCUGGUACAAUCUGCCCUUUUUGGAUAUCGAACAAUUGACAGGAGUCACCGGCGGUACCGCUGACACCGAAUUCUGGGCGUACUUUGACUGGGGCUUUUACUGGCGUAACUUUACCAUCACUGGCGAGUUCGACUGGUCGGUCACCGUACCGUUGGUCGGACCCCAAACAGGAAGAGCUACAUUCGUAUUAACCAUGGAACACGUUCACUGGUCCGGUAAAUGGAACAGUACCAUUCCCGACGAUUCCCACAAACCGUUCCUCAACGAUUUCAGCUUUAACUCCGAGGUCGAGAGUACGUCGGUUGUUGUAGAUGGCACGCCAUUCGACUCCCUGUUCGCUUUAACCGCUCAAGGAUUGUCUCACACCUUCUGGAACCACGUACCAGCCUCGGCCGGUCAGCUUCUAAAGGAUGCUCGUUUCAAUGGUUUCUGGAACGACCCGGACCAUCCAGAGAGAAUUCAAGCAAUCAUUGAUCAUUGUAACGCUUAAAUCGUGUAAAAAUGUUGAUACAAUUUAUUAAACUGUUGCUUAUUUAGUUACAA